This is a messenger RNA of Schizosaccharomyces octosporus yFS286, 3875 nucleotides long. Its product is annotated as DNA repair protein RAD16. The coding region runs from base 657 to 3590 and encodes 977 amino acids. The transcript has a single exon. The record is from RefSeq and is a predicted model, not a curated record. Gene Ontology annotation, molecular function: ATP-dependent chromatin remodeler activity; ATP binding; metal ion binding. Lineage: Eukaryota; Fungi; Ascomycota; Schizosaccharomycetes; Schizosaccharomycetales; Schizosaccharomycetaceae.
UGCUGCUUUUUUCCUUGUCAUUGCACGUCGCUUUCGAGUGUGAAUUUCAGGAACUUGUUGCUCUUCAGCACCACGACUACAAGGAUAGCAAAGCCACCCAUUUUCUUUUUCACUGUAUUUGCUAUAAGGGGUAAUCGUAAAUCGACAUUGGCAGUGAACACAAAAGUCCAGUUUACCAGCAUUUUCACGCGACUUAUAGGAAAAUCCAGCACGAUGAAAACCAAAACUUAUGUUGUGAUCAUCAUCAUCUUCUUCUAUAGGUUUUUUCUUCUUCUUCACACUUCUACCUCCUGGCCUACGUGAGCUUUGAACUUGAACAGUCGUUGUUUCGAUGAGUGGCGUUUCUUCGGAAAUUGGUGAGUCAACGGUUCCAUUUAUUUCUGUACCAGAACCUUGAUUAGUUUGUUCUGUAGAUUCGGGAUUUGGAGGACGUGCUCUUCCCAAGGCAGAUGUAUUGAUUCCUUGAGACUGUAAGUUCGUUAGUUGCGACUUAACAUAAAUUACGUACCCUUAAAAAUUCAGUUAAUGCUGAAUUCGGUCCUCUUACUCGGCUUCCUCUAGCCAUUCGUGUCUACUUCUAUUAUUUGGAGGAGGGUAACUCUGACCAUUAAUUAAAUUUAGAUACGCGUGGCGAACUUACCCAGAGCGAACUACUAAUGGACGUUCUGACUGAGAAAUCAGAUAUUUCGAGGGAAAUACUUGAUGAAAAUAAUUUAAGAAAAACAAUUGGUCCUUUAGAGAAUCAGAAUACCCAUGAUUCAUAUCCUUUUGAAGGUUCCAAUGCCAUAAAUGAAAAUGAGAAGGUAUCAAGUCAACAAAGUUUGCCAGGAAAGGGAAAUCAGACUUUCGUUUCCGUAGUUUUAGACAAAGGAGACAAAGGAGAAAAACAGAGAGCCAACGAAGACAUAGACUUGACUGAUUCAUCAUCACCCAUCGCCGAUAUAAUUGCUGCGAGUGAUACAGAGGAUGACAAAUUAACUCGUUCACUAGAUAUAAUAGAUAAUGAAGGUUCUGAAUUAGUCGAAAAAAAAAUACCAAAUAGGUUCGAGGAACAAUCUCUGCUUCUACAUGUUAAUGAUAAGCAGGAAUCUGUUCCCAGUCAACCAGCUACCCAAAGUCAAAGCAUGCCGCAUGAUAAUACUUUGUUAGGCGAUAGUACCCUACUUCCUGAAAGGGGACCCAAUGGCAUGAAAGAUGCUACAUCCAAGCUCGAUAUAAAUGAUCAUUUGCAAAGUUCAAAGGGCCAUGAGAGGAAAAGGAAGUUUGAAGUAGAUCCUGGCAUUAAAUUGAACGAGGGACGUGUAUUAAGAUCAAGAAAAUUUCUGUCUACUCCACUUUCAUCACCGGAGACCUCUUUUUCAUCCGAUCAUUCAGACGAGCUUAAGGAAUCUCCAAAAUCCAAUGAGUCUGAAUAUGUCGACGAAGAUGAUACGAUCGCUAGUGUAAUUGACUUAAGCGAAAGUGAUGAGGAAAAGGCUGCAGUGAAGGAUGAUUCGUCUACCGAAACAGACGAGGACACCAUUCCUCUCGCGAGCUUAAAACGGAAAGGAAAGGGACGAUCCACUUCUUCAAGAUUAUCUUCUUCCCCUUCUACUACCUCAUCUAGAACCUCUACCACUCCUGCAACUCGAAUACCGCCAUAUGAGCGGACUCAUCAUCGGUUAGUUCGAAAUCAUCCUGAACUGGAAAAUGUAUGGGAUGCCCUUGAACGUGAAGCUCCUCAGCAAGUGCAACAAAUAGAACAACCGAAGGAGUUGGUAUUGAGUCUGCUGCCAUUUCAACGAGAAGGUGUAUACUGGCUCCGACAUCAAGAAGAAUCUUCUUUUGGAGGAGGAAUUUUGGCAGAUGAAAUGGGAAUGGGUAAAACCAUUCAAACAAUUGGUCUUUUGCUUGCUACACCUAGAGGGGAACCUACCUUGGUUGUAGCGCCCGUGGUUGCUAUUAUGCAAUGGAAAGAAGAGAUUGACGUUCAUACUAAUAAAGCUUUAAGCACUUAUUUGUAUUAUGGUCAGUCUAGAAACAUUUCUUCUCAGGAUCUGUUAAAAUAUGAUGUCGUUUUGACUAGUUAUAAUGUCAUUGAAUCUGCUUACAGAAAAGAACGUUCGGGCUUCCGCCGUAAAGGAGGACUUGUUAAAGAGAAAUCUUUGCUGCAUAAUUUGCAGUUUUAUAGGAUUAUUCUAGAUGAGGCCCAUGGUAUAAAAUCCAGAACUUGUAAUACUGCAAGGGCAGUCUGCACUCUAAAAACGAAAAGACGAAUUUGCCUUUCGGGAACGCCUUUGCAAAACCGAAUUGGUGAGUUAUUUUCAUUACUUAGAUUUUUACGUGCUGAUCCGUUCGCUUUUUAUUAUUGUUUGCAAUGUGAUUGUAAGUCUCUUCAGUGGCAAUUCUCAGAUAGAAGCAAUUGCGACCAUUGCGGACAUAAACCAAUGAGCCAUACGUGUUACUUCAAUGCAGAAAUGUUGAAACCUAUACAAAAAUUUGGCAGUGAUGGACCUGGUAGAGCUGGAUUCGCGAAGGUUCAUCGAUUGUUAAACAACAUUAUGCUUCGGAGAACUAAAUUAGAAAGAGCUGAUGAUUUAGGUCUUCCUCCUCGUGUCGUAGAAGUGCGACGCGAUUUAUUCAAUGAAGAGGAAGAAGAUGUUUAUCAAUCUUUAUAUAUGGACUCCAAAAGGAAGUUUAAUACUUAUCUUGCACAAGGUGUCGUUUUGAAUAACUACGCGAACAUUUUUCAGUUGAUUACCAGGAUGCGUCAGAUGGCUGAUCAUCCCGAUUUGGUGUUAGCAGGUAAGAGAAAGACAGUGGACAUCGACACGCAAGAGAACAUAGUAUGUAGAAUAUGUGAUGAAGUUGCACAAGACGCCAUUGAGUCCAGAUGCCAUCAUACGUUUUGCCGGCUCUGUAUUUCUGAGUUCUUGAGUUCUGCGGGGGAAUCCGAAGAAGUUGCAUGUCCUGCAUGUUUCAUACCUCUAAGCAUAGACUUAAGUGCACCUUCUAUGGAAGAAUUUUCAGAGGAAAAAUUUAAGAAUGCAUCGAUUCUUAACCGUAUUGACAUGAAUAAUUGGCGUUCUUCCACCAAAAUUGAAGCGUUAGUGGAGGAAUUAUACCUACUUAGAAGGAAAGACAGGACUAUAAAGUCGAUUGUAUUUUCUCAAUUUACCUCCAUGUUAGACCUCAUUCAUUGGCGGCUUAGAAAAGCCGGGUUCAACUGCGUGAAGUUAGACGGUGGUAUGACUCCAAAAGCAAGAGCAGCUACAAUUGAAGCCUUUAGUAAAGAUAUAAACAUCACCAUAUUUCUUGUGUCUCUAAAAGCUGGUGGUGUUGCUCUAAAUCUUACUGAAGCUUCCCAAGUGUUUAUGAUGGAUCCAUGGUGGAAUGGAGCUGUGCAGUGGCAAGCCAUGGAUCGAAUUCAUCGAAUUGGACAAAAGCGACCGAUUCGUGUCACUACGCUUUGUAUUGAAAAUUCUAUUGAGAGUAAGAUUAUCGAACUUCAGGAUAAGAAGGCGCAGAUGAUCCAUGCUACGAUCGAUCAAGAUGAGAGAGCUCUUAACCAGCUUUCGGUAGAGGACAUGCAGUUUUUGUUUUCCAAUUGAGCCUGAAUUCGUAUUGAAAGUUUGUUCUUCGCAUCUUUCUAUUUUGUUGAAAUAAUGAACUUGGUUUUUAUGGUGUCUGUUCAUGGUUUGACGUGUGCAAGUCUUUCCUCUGACUUCACUCUUUAAUUUCUUCAAAAUAUAUAUAUAUUGUAUACCAUCUUUGUUUUGAUUCUUCUUGUUUAUUAUGAAGGCUUCGUACAUUUAUUAUUGCUUUAGACUUCAUUCAACAUUUUGCUAUUUAUUUCUUUAUUUAUUUAGAUGUUAAUAAUUAACUUUUUUUUUUUU